Molecule: messenger RNA, 3442 nt
Organism: Dama dama (fallow deer)
Lineage: Eukaryota; Metazoa; Chordata; Mammalia; Artiodactyla; Cervidae
Gene: ZFP1
Product: ZFP1 zinc finger protein
Exons: 4
Coding region: 307-1530 (407 amino acids)
Biological process (GO): negative regulation of transcription by RNA polymerase II
Molecular function (GO): RNA polymerase II cis-regulatory region sequence-specific DNA binding; DNA-binding transcription repressor activity, RNA polymerase II-specific
Source: RefSeq, a predicted model, not a curated record
UGAGAGUCCCUACAGUGUGGCCCUGCGGGCUUAUGGGAAAUGUAGUCCCGAAGUUUGACGGACCACCCCUCGGAGGACCCUGGGACGGCGUGCAGCCCCUUACAUCUGCGCAUGCGCACUGCUGCGAGCGCGCCGGUGGCCGCCCUUCCCCCACCUGCAGCCGCGAGUGGGUGACAGGGCCCCGGUCUCCGCACCUUGACCCAGCCUGGCCCUGCGCCACGAGCGGAGGCUGUGCCCCUCCAGUUCUGCCUUCAUAGUUCUCUGCCUUUAUCCAGAAGCUGCAGAAAAUGAACAAAUCCCAGCAAUAUGCCAUUUCAGGGAUCAGUUUCAUUCACCGAUGUGACUGUGGACUUCACCCAGGAGGAAUGGGAGCAACUGGACCCCUCUCAGAGGAUCCUCUACAUGGACGUGAUGCUGGAGAAUUACAGCAACUUACUGUCAGUGGAGGUAUGGAAGGCUGAUGACCAGAUGGAGACGGACCACAGAAGCCCAGAUGAGCAGGCGAGACCGCUUGUAAUCUUUAAGGACCAAACCACAAUCGAAGAAAGAGAUAAUAAUCUCUUUGGAAAAACAUUUAACCUUAGUGCAGACUUUGUUUCUUUAAGACAAGUACCCUAUAAAUAUGACUUAUAUGAAAAAACUUUGAGAUAUAAUUCAGACUUACUUACUAGCAAUAGGAACUAUAUAAGAAAGAAAGCAGACGACUGUAAUGGAUUUGGAAAAGCACUCUUCUAUCUGAAACAAGAGAAAACCCAUCCUGCAGUGGAAUACUCGGAAUAUAAUAAAAGUGGGAAAGCCUUCAGCCAUAAAGAAGCCAUUUUUAAACACCAGAAAAUUAGGAACUUGGUGCAGCCGUUUAUCUGUAAUUAUUGUGACAAGGCUUUCUCGUUUAAAUCGCUCCUCAUUAGUCAUAAAAGAAUACAUACUGGAGAAAAGCCUUAUGAAUGUAAUGUGUGUAAGAAAACCUUCUCCCAUAAAGCAAACCUCAUUAAACAUCAGAGAAUUCAUACUGGGGAGAAACCCUUUGAAUGUCUGGAAUGUGGAAAAGCAUUCACCCAUCAGUCAAACCUCAUUGUACACCAGAGAGCACAUAUGGAGAAGAAGCCCUAUGAAUGCAGCGAGUGCGGCAAGACAUUUGCCCAGAAAUUUGAACUUACCACACACCAGAGAAUUCAUACUGGAGAACGACCCUAUGAGUGUAAUGAAUGCGCAAAAACCUUCUUCAAGAAAUCAAAUCUCAUUAUACACCAGAAAAUUCACACAGGGGAGAAACGCUAUGAGUGCAGCGAAUGUGGAAAAUCCUUUAUCCAGAACUCCCAACUCAUUAUACACAUGAGAACUCACACUGGAGAAAAACCCUAUGAAUGCACUGAGUGUGGAAAAACUUUCAGCCAGAGGUCAACUCUUAGAUUACAUUUGAGAAUCCACACGGGAGAGAAACCGUAUGAGUGUGCUGAGUGUGGGAAAGCCUUCAGCAGGAAGUCCCGACUCAGUGUCCAUCAGAGAGUUCACACUGGGGACAGACCCUGACACUGCAGCCCACCUGUACCAAGGAGAACCUGUCCCACGGCGAGGAACCUCACCAAGGUGCUGAAGGAGCAUGGGAACUCUUACUGCAAUCUGUCAACUCAAAUGUGUAAAAACGGGGUCCCCUAAGAACAGUAUUGUACCAACAGUUAGGUAUGAUACCCAGGUAAACAAUAUGUACUAGAAUACAUCCAACUGUAAAUAGACAAACUCACCUGUAUUACAGUGAGCUUUUAGAAAUCCUGAGUGAAUUAUUCAGUAAUGAAGUAUUCUGGGCCGCAUAAAGGAGCUAAAGACAGUACUCUACGGAUUCAGUGGUUAUGUGCAAGAAUAUGCCACACACACACACAAAAAAAAACAAUGUGUUUUAGAUCUGCACAUGUAAAUUUAACAGACACUGAGAGUUUGACAUUCUUGUCCUAAUAAUUAGGACAUCCAAACACAAUUUUCCAUCCUGAGCGUCAUGUAUUUUUCAGUACCUUAGAAUCCAGGAUGCAUUCCAGAGAGCACACGUUAUCUCCUCUUGUGGGCACACUGUUACUGAGUUGCCUCGUCAGUCAACAGAAGACAGUUUAGCCUUCUGGGUUUGCUGAAGACUUCCCAGAAGUAUUAUUGACACAUAAAUAUGCAAGUGUGAGAUAACUGGGAAACUGAAGAGAGUGAAAAGGAGGCAGUGUGCAGCACGGAGCACGGGCUGUAAAGAAAGCUGCACCGGUCGUGUGCCUGUGUUUCACUGGGGCGUUUACGUACAAAUGCAUGUCUCACCAAAAUACUGUAUAACCCAGGAACCACUUGUAUUUUUCUGUGUUUCCCUAUUUCUCUUAAUAUUUUAUACAUUGUCUUGCAACAAAUAGGAUGCGUGUGUAGUUCAAGUGUCACAUUUCAGAGACUUAGAGAAAUAAUUUAUUUUAAGUAACUGUCAAUAAAUGUCUUAUAUUGCUUUUUAAAACCUCCAUAUGCAUAGUCCACUUUAGAAAUAAACUUCUGCAGAAUUCUACUUAAAGGAGAUAAUUCUGCUUCCAUGAGUCUCACUGUCAUCAACCAAAAGCAUUUCCCUAUGCAAUCUGACUUAUGUAAGUUAUCUUUCUUUUAAAGACUCACAAACACUUUAUUAACCUAAAAAAAUUUCUUAUUUUUGCAUAACUCAGAUACCAUUUUAGGCCUCAUUUCAAAUUCACAAGUUCCUUUCCUUAUUCAUCACAGACCAUGUGUUGAUUCAGCAAAUGGCUGCUGUAACUGGCCUUUCUUUCUUGUUAUUUUUGGAGAUUAUUGAUGUGCUGUGACUGUAUAUGAACAUGAAUGAUUUUCUGAACAAAUCUGUCAGAAUAUCCAUAGUCCAGUAAGUCUUGUCUUUCUAAACUGUCAUCUAAUGGCAAGGAAGCCGCGGAAGAGGGUCACUUCAUACACUGCUGUUAGAAAUAUAAAUUGUGACAGCCUCCUUGGAGAUAAUUAUGACUCUGUCUUUUAACAUCAAGAACAUACAUCCAGUUGACCCUUGGACAGCACUGGUUUAAAAUGUGCAGGUCCAUUUAUCCACAGAUUUUUUUCAGUGAGUAUGUACUCCAGUCCUCUGUUGGUUGAAUCUGUGGAUGCAGAACCUUGAAUACAAAGGACCGACUUAAGUUAUACUUGGGAUUUCAACUACACUGAAGGUCUGUGCCUUUAUCCCCUGUUGUUCAAGGGCCAACCCAGCAGACUUGCCUUUGGGAAUCCAUCCCUAAAAAAAAAAGUGCCAGCACCUUAAACUGUAUAUUUAUCAAUGUAUAUUGUAUUUUUUGGUAAGGACAAAAAAAGGAAACAAUAUGAAUGACCAUUGGUAAGAGAAUCAUUGAAUAAACUAUGGUAAAGAUGUACCACAGCUAGAACAUAAUCCAUGGAAAAGAGUGUGCAGGGGCAAAUGCCACCAGGACAGAUG